Messenger RNA from Racocetra persica, 410 nucleotides. Lineage: Eukaryota; Fungi; Glomeromycota; Glomeromycetes; Diversisporales; Gigasporaceae. The record is from the annotation of a GenBank genome assembly.
AUGCACGAUCCACUCCUCUUUGGUUCCUACGUGUCUUUCGCUAAUCGGAAAAAUCUCAUUGACGCAAUGAACCACGUUAAAACGCUCAAGAAAAUCGGAAAAAAAGAAAUAAUGGCUGUGCUCAAGAUGUCCUUCAAAAGAGAUACCGCAUGCGCGCCUGCACUCAUGCUAACUCUUGCAGGCACUCAACUUUACGCAAAACUCGAUGCUCCCACAGCCCUCUAUCAUCUGGCAUCCAGUUCAUUUUUCGGCAUGAUCGCUGAUAAAACCUACCGAAAGCUUUGGAAUCACACUUUCGGUUACAUUCUUGACUUACCACGGCAAAUAGCCAUGCACAUUCUGGAAUGCGCACCCUAUCAUAUUUGUGUCACUAGGGUUGAAGCGAUGAGCAAACGCCUACGCACAGGAAC